CCUCGCCGGCCCCCCUUCUCUCUCAUCCAUCCCCAUCCCCUCCGCCGCAAUCCUCACCUUCAUCCAGAUCCACAGAGAGCGACAGCGAGAUCGUCGGAUCAAGAAGUCCGCUCGGCCGGAUCUCAGCCACAGUCACCAUGGUGGUCGCGCUCGGCCCCGGCAGGUUCUACGGCGGCGGCCUCCCGCGCCCGCGCGUCUUCCCCGGCGACCGCAUCGACCCGCCGGCGCCCGUCACCGACGCUCUGCUCUGCUGGGCGCGCGACGCGCACUGGUCCAUGGGCGGGCUCGCCGCCAAGCGCCUCCGCCUGCAGGGCCGCAUCGAGGGCAACCUCGUCAAGCUCCGCCGCACCGCUCGCCGCGACGCCAGGGUCUCCGCCAAGUCCGCCAAGGUCGCCAAGUCCAAGGUCCGCGCCGCGGGGCACCGGCCCGCCCCUGCCACCCUCGACGACGCGCUCGGCUCCGACGACGACGAUUCGGAGGACGAGGCGGAGGUCGCGGCCCAUGAGCGGGCGCUGCGGCGGGAGGUCGUGGAUGACGACUCGGACUCGGACUCGGAGUCCGGCGAGUCGGAGGGCGAGGGGGUGCCGCUCGUCACCAUCGCCGCUGCUGCCAAGAGGAAGCGCGUCAGGAAGCUCUCCGACGAGUUCGACCGCAUCGCCGACGCGCAGCUGGAUGGCGGCGGCAAGAAGAAGCCCGCGGCCGCGGCUCCGGCCAAGGCCCCGCUGAGGAAGAAGGCUCCGGCCGCUGAGGCGCCUGUGAAGAAGUCGCUGAAGAGGAAGGCGGUGGCGCCGGCGGCUGUGACAGCGGCGAGGACCUCACCAAAGAGGAAGGCUGCGGAGGCGCCGGCGGCAAGGAGGACCUCGCCGAGGUCCAAGCACUGAUGAUGGAUUUCUGCUCUUUUUGUCAGUUCGGUGGCUGUAGCGGUUCAGGUGUGAUAUCGGAGAUGCAGUCUGCUUUGUGUUUGUUGAAAUGCUCGAAUGGAUUCAGUGUCAUGCUUAUUUCUGUAUAUGAAUCAAAUUUCUCAAAUGUCUUUAGUUAACUCUGAAUGAUCUUGAAAUAAUAGUUCUUGUACUGAGAUCUGAAAGUCUUCCUAAAAUAACAAUUGAUCUGUUGAGGCA
Triticum dicoccoides is the source of this 1118-nucleotide messenger RNA. RefSeq names its product 60S ribosomal protein L22-like. The record is from RefSeq and is a predicted model, not a curated record. Bases 138 to 881 code for a protein of 247 amino acids. The transcript has a single exon. NCBI's taxonomy places the organism in Eukaryota, Viridiplantae, Streptophyta, Magnoliopsida, Poales, Poaceae.